Molecule: messenger RNA, 594 nt
Organism: Knipowitschia caucasica
Lineage: Eukaryota; Metazoa; Chordata; Actinopteri; Gobiiformes; Gobiidae
Source: the annotation of a GenBank genome assembly
AUGGCUUCAAUCAUCAGAGAAACACAGAGCAUAAAAGAAGCUGUGAGAUUCAUCAAUACUAUUGACGUGAAUAAGUUCUCCAGGCUGAUCUCACGGAUCAUUCAGAGACUCCACCUGAAGGGAGAGAGGACGUUUAGUGAAGAAGAAGAGCAAAAGCUACAAUCAGCUUUGUGUUUUGAUAAACAAGCACUGAGCCUUGUUUUGGAGACCUCCGCUUUCAUUCUGGAACAGGCCGUUUACCAUAAUGUGAAGCCUGCAUCUCUGCAGCAGCAGCUGGAGUCUGUUCAUUUAGACCAGGACAAAGCAGAGGUCUUUGCUCAAACAUGGGCGAGUGCUGGUCCUGAGCUGGUGGAAAAACUAAAGCACAACAUAUUUGCACCCAAAAAGCUGGAAAAUGUGGGGUGGCAGCUGAAUUUGCUGAUGGCCCAGUCAAGCCAGUCCAAGAUGAAAUCCCCCAGUGCGGUGCUGCAACUCGGGCUCCGCAGUGAGGAUUCGGAGUCUUAUCCGAUGGAAGAGGAUGGGCCCCAGCGCUGGCAGAAUGCGCGUCUGUGGGUGCGCUCCUAUCCUCCCGGGGGGCUGCUUGCCAUACGAUGA